Drosophila subobscura is the source of this 12361-nucleotide messenger RNA. RefSeq names its product mucin-19 (gene Bicra). The transcript is spliced from 8 exons. Lineage: Eukaryota; Metazoa; Arthropoda; Insecta; Diptera; Drosophilidae. The record is from RefSeq and is a predicted model, not a curated record. The coding region runs from base 986 to 10507 and encodes 3173 amino acids. Gene Ontology annotation, cellular component: SWI/SNF complex. Gene Ontology annotation, biological process: positive regulation of DNA-templated transcription.
GCUGUAGCGUGGCUCUGGCAACGCCAACAUCGUCGUGAAAAAAAUAAAAUUAAAAUUUGUGCGAGAACAUGGAAAAAACCCCAUGCGCGGAGUUCACGCCACGCCAUUGUUUAAAAUAAAAUCAAACAAUUGUGUGUUACAUCGCGCUAAGAUCGUGGUUACAUCCUGCGUGCAACCUAAAAAAUACACCACAAAUUUUAAGCAGUUUACAACUUCAUGCUUCUUCUCUCGUCGACGGCGGCGGCGCUCGUUUCGUUGUAUGGGCCGUGCGUAACAAAUAAAAUUGCCAAAAAUCGCGGAAAAUGCACAGAGGCUGUGCGGAAAUGUGAAUAAACGCAAAUCGAAUAAACAACGCGUGUUUCAGUGUGAUUCGUUUAAUCAAAAUGUUUGGAAAAGGCAAAAUCUUGUGACGACGACGUGCUGCUGCUGCGUUCAUUGACGUGACGCGCGAGUGUGUGUGUGUUUUGGUGUGUGUUGGCGCGUGGGCCAGUGUGUGUGUGGGUGAAUGUGGCUGCGAAUUGUUGUCAAACCAAAAAUAUACAUACAACAAUAGCCAGCGUGGAAGCAGCAACAAACAAAACACCACAACACAGCAGAAAAAGCACAAAUUAUUUAAUAACAACAACAAGUUGUCCAAAGGGAAGGAAAAGAAAGCCAACAGUCGCGUGCAGUGCAGUGCAAAAUGUCUCUCUCGUUUGAGUGUGUGUGUGUUGAGUGUAUAGAAUUGAAUAAGCAGUGGCACACAGCAAGAGGAAAUAUGCAAGCAGUAGCUUAGUCCAAGCAGCAACAAGAGGAACGGAACUGUAAAAUACAAGAAGAAGAAGCAGUAGCGGGCUCGAACAAUCGCCGCGCCGCACAAAUGAAGCAACCAAAUUUUGUAUAAUUUUUGCACAAGCCGACAUUUGUCUGUGCCCCCACCACCACCAACACCACCCCCCUACAACAAAACAACAACAGCAGCACAGGGAGCAUAAAUCUUUUGCCAAUGAGUCGCAGACAGUCAUUGGAUCGACCAGGAAUAUUGUCUCCUCCGGGUCCGUUUCUGACGCCCAGUCCAUCGCCAUCGAUCUCAGCUAGCCCACGUCUGCAGCCAUCGCCAUCGCUAUCGCCGUUCCCACAGGAUGUGGUGCUCGUAGCCGGUGGCAGUCAAGUGAACACCAACAGCAAUCCCCAGGACCACGAGCGCAAGGCGGCGACGCCUGGCAGGCGACAGUCCAUCCAUCAGUUCGCAAAUGGCAGCCCUAAUGCUGGUACCGUUGUCUUCCAGCCGAGCCCCUCGCAGUCACCGGCGGCCGCUGCCACGACGGUCAUUGGCGUGACGAGUGGUGGCCUCAUCGCCGCCUCAGGUGUGGGAGUGGGAGCGGGAGCAGGCAAUGCCAUAGGAAACGAGCUUAAUGCCACCCUCGUGGGCUCCAACAAUAUCCAGCUUAAUAAGAAGGGCAAUAAACGUCUCAGUCAGCAUCAGCAGCAGCUGGGACACCAGAUCUUUAGCAGCCAGGCCGUCGCGCCCACCUCCAUCAGCAGCGUAGGGACAGUAGCCGGCGGCUAUGGGCAACAACUCAAUGCCACGGCCAUCAGCAUCAGCAGCACGCCCACUUCGUUUGCGACGGCAAACGUGGUCAGCAGCGGGUCCAAGAAUCAGGCGAAGAAGACCGCCCAGACCACGGUGGUGAGCCAUCAGCAGCAGCAGCAUCAGCAGUUCCAGCACUAUCAGAGCAGCAGUCCCCUGAUAGCGGACAGCCCCAUCCCGAGUCCGAGCAACGCCAUCGCAGCGGCCUCCAUAAAGCCACCAACGCCCCAGCCACAGCAGCAUCAGCAGUCCAUGCAGAUGCUGCCCCAGCAGUUUACCAUCACUGGCGGCGCCCAGCAGCACCCGCACCAGCAGCAGGCCACGCAGCAAGUGUUCCAGUUCAUCCAGGGGCCGCAGGGUCAGCUGAUAGCCACCACCACCACCACCCAGCAGCAGCAGCAGCCACAGCCGCAGCAGCUGCAGCAACACCACCAGCAGCAGCACCACCAACAGCAACAGCAGCAGCAGCGGUUUGUGAGCAGCAAUGCUGGGAUUGGGCUGUCCACCAAGUCGGGGAAGGCGCCCCAGCAGAUCCUGCCCAAGCCGCAACAGGAGCUACUGCAGCAGCAGCAGCAUCAGGGCAAGGCCAAGGGCUCCAAUGGAGGGCAGAUCUCGCAAUCGUCACAGCAGCAGCAGCAGCACCAGUCCACGAAUCCCGGCCAGCAGCAGCAACAGCAGCAGCAGAUCCUUUUGCCGGCUGCUGGGAACCAGCAUCAGCAGCUGCUCCUCAACCAGAUGCCCGUCCUAGUGCAGCAGAAUCCCCAGGGGGUGCAGCUCAUUCUGCGCCCGCCCACGCCCCAGCUGACGGCCGCCCCCUCGCUGGUCAUCCAGCAGAAUGGACGCGGACAGCCGCAACUGUCGCAGCCGGCACAGCAACAGCUGCUGCGCAUAGUCGGAACGAAUGGCGCCACCAUGCAGCUGGCUGCGGCGCCCACCUUCAUCGUGUCCUCGCAGGCGAACCUCAUCCAGCAGACGGCGACGGGCGGCCACUUCCAGAGCGCCAUAAAGACGGGCACUCAGCUGUCGGGCUUGCAUGCGGCUCUGGCCCAGGCCCAGGCGCAGGCACAGGCGCAGGCGCCACGAUCUCAGCCGUUUGCCACGACGGCCACCCUGAACACACAGCUGCUGGGCCAGAGUGUGGCCCAACAGCUGCAGAACCUCCAGCUGGCGGCCGCCGCCCAAAUCCAGAUGCCCAACGGCCUGACGGCCAUCUCCCAGCUGCCCGCCCACCUGCAGCAGAGCCUGGGCGGGGCCACGAUCAAUCUGAAUCAGCUGAACGGAGCGCACAUCCAGCAGAUAGCCACCGCCUUCCAGCAGCCCCAGCCACCGGCCUCCAAUGGCCCCAGCAAUGGCGGCAACAACAACGCUGGACAGGGUGACAUCUUCACCCAAUCCUCGCCCGCCCACGUCCCGGUGGCCGUCACGCCCGAGCCCAUGCGGCAGGGCACACCCGUGCCGGUCAUGCAGCAUCAGCAGCAGGCGGCCAUGGCCACCAUUCAGCUGCAGCAGCAGCAACAACAGCAGCAGCAAGCCCAGAUCCAGCAGCUGCAGCAUCAGUUGCAGCAAACCCAGUCGCAGGUGCAGCAGGCCCAGCAGCAGCACCAGCAUGGCAACACCACCGGCAACGCCACAGUGGUUGUGGCAGCGACUCCAACUCCGACACCAACUCCGGCCGAGCCCAAGAAGAAGCCGCGGCCACGCAAGAAGAAGCCCACAGCGGCAGCAGCAGCUGCGGCAGCGGUGGCGGCAGCAGCAGCGGCAUCGGCAGCGGCAGAUCCACCUCCGCAGAAGAUGGCCAUAGCUUCCAUGCCCACGCCGACAGCCUCCACUCCGCAGACAGUGCGCUGCAAGUCGCCGUCGCCACCGCCAACCCACAUACAGAGGAGCAGCAAUGGGAAACUGGACCUCGGGGAUGUGAUGAAGUUUUGCGGCAUCACGGGAGACGACGAUGAUGACGAGGACUAUGGCAUGGGCAUGGACACGGGCAGCGAACAGCAGGAACAACAACAGCAGCAGCAGCAGCAACAGCAGCAGCAGCAGCCUGGCUCCAAUGAUAUCAUGAUCUCUAUACCGAACCAAAACGGCAGCGAUGGCAUGCCCUUUACGCUGACAAUACCCGCGCCACAGCCACACGGACAAUCGCUGCCGUCGAACGAAGCCACCGAAAUACCAAAUAUCCUCAUUAAGAUUGAUCCCAGCGAUCCCUCAGCCGCUACAGCAGGAGCAGGAGCACUGUCCUCCAACACACCGUACACACUGUCCACGCCACGUCUGCCAACGGCGGAGGAGAUCCAGCGACAGGCACAGCAGCAUCUGGCGCAGCAGGCAGCAGCAGCCGCCGCUGCAGCAAAGAUUAGCAUACCCCCAGCAGGAGCAGCAGCAGCCACGCCAGUUGCAGCGGGAACGGGAACAGCGCCCACGAUUAGCAUAAGUCUGCCAUUGCAGCCAACGCCCGCACCGACACGUACGCCCACGCCCACACAAACGCCACAGCCCAUAGCUGCAGCGCUUAGCUCUAAUGGCUCGGCCACGGCAGCGGUCAAGCCGCGAAGGAAGCCCGCAGUGCGGCGUAACACCAAGAAGAUCGAUGCUGCACCUGCCACCAUAUCCAUGGGCAACAGCAGCAACCACUCGACGAGCAGCAGCACCACAACGAUCAGCAGCAGCCUGAGCAGCAGCAGCAACAGCAGCAUGUCCACCACCGUCAACACCAUCACACUGACGACACCCACAACAACGACAAAUGUGCCAGUGCCCGUGUCCUUGUCGCUGCCUCUGCCAGUCCACAGCAGCAGCAGCGGGAGCAGCGGAAGCACCUCCACUUUGAUGCUCUCCCACAGCCUGGGUGGCAGCACCACAACGACCGUGCCAAGUCAGAUUGGGAACAUACAGAUCUCGCAGGUGCAGAACCAUCAGCAGUCGGGGGUGCCCCUGAACACUGCCGUGGUGGAGAAUAAGAUACAGAUUAUGCCGAUAAUGCCACCAGGAGCCACAGUCAUGGGUGGAACCCCGCAGCCACAGCAGCAGCAGCAGCAUCAGCACAACCAGCAGCAGCAGCAGCAUUCAGCGCAUGCCACCGGCAAUCAUCAUCAUCAUGGGACGCAGUUGGUCUUUCAGGGAUCUUCAUCGAUGUCCGAAUCACACACAGCCAUCAAGAUGUCCAACGAUGGGCGGCAGAUGCAGCUGGUGGCCAUACCACAGGCCACACCGCCAGCCAACACAGGCAGUGCCGCCACAUCGCAGACGACAACAUCGACGCCCGUGAUGACUGCCGGGGGUGCCACCAUAAUGGCGCCACAGCUGACCGGCGUAUCGCCAGCGUCGGCGGCUGCCGCUCUGGUGCCGCAGCUGACGGGCAGCCUCACGCUGGCCGUUUCGGAGCAGUGCGAGCGUCUGAUACUGCGACACGAUCCCAACAAUCCGCAGGAUCAUCAGUCGCAGCUCAUACUGCAGGCACUGCUCAAGGGCGCGCUGCCCAAUGUGACGAUCAUCAAUGAGCCAGCAAGGAUGCCAAUGGAUGCCAACAAGCAGCAGCAGCAACAGCAAAUGCAGCAGCAGCAGCAGCAUCCACAGCAGCAGCAACACUUGAUCAAAGUAACAGCAGCAGCAGCAGCACCCAAAAUAGAGGUCAAAGUGGCCAACAAUCGGAAGCAUAACAACAGCAUUACGAACACAAAUACGACGACAACCACCAUGAAACCACCACCGACAUUGCCUCCACCGGCGGCAGCCACAAAGACAAACCACGAGGUGUUGUCCUUUCCCCAGAUGCCGCUCAACAGUCAAGUGCUCAUCCAGCAGCAGCAACCGCAGCAGCAGCAGCAGCUGCAGCAGCCUCAACCACAGCCCCAACAAUCGCCUGUUCCUGCUGCAGCAGCUCCUCCAGCAGCCACCAACAAUGGACAACAGCGAUACAUUGCUCUGCCGCCCAUCGAUCCUUCCACGCAGCAACUGUUCUGCCUGAACAGCGUCACGAAUCACAUCACGGCCAUGAGUGCCGGACAGACGGCAGCAUCGAUUGGACCCACAGAGCGGCUGUUGAUUGCACCCGCGGGCAUCAAUGCACAGCAACUGGCGCAGUGCCUGCAACUGGGGCAGCUGCACUUCAACGAUGUGAAUCCGAUGCCAGCACAGCAGGCAGGAGCAGCAGGAGCAACGCUGCCCUUGAGGCCACAGCCGCCGCAGCAACAGAUUGUCCAUCCGAUCCAACCGAUCAGCAAUGGAUUGGCCGUCACAACGACUGCCAGCUGCACGCUGACCACGACCACAAGCAGCACUUCGACCACCACUACGGUGACCAAGCAAGUGGCCAAUGUGGCGCCAAUCAUUGACCAGAGCAAGGCAAAGCUGGAGCCAGCCAAAACGGGCUCGGGAUCUGGUCCGGCGACCAGCACGGGGGCCAUUGUGAAGAAGAAGCCUGUGCGCAAGCCCAAGGCAACGCCCACCGCUGCGGAGCUGGCGAUCCUCAAGAAUGCGGGUGUCGUGAAGCCCAUGCCGAAGCUGGAUCCGCUGUCGCAGAAACCGAACAACAAUCCGGUGCAGAUUGUGCAGCCGAAUGUGGCCAGCGGCAAGCAGAUGAUUGUCAUCGGGAGCUCCGGAGGUGGACAGACCACAACGACAACAACUACGACAAUGAGCACCAGCAUACAGCCGUUUCAGACGACAAGUGGAACGAAGUUGGUGGGCAUCACAGCGCCCAUGCAACAGCAGCAGCCAGCGGCAACGAUUCUGCAGCAACAGCAGCAGCAGCGGACGACGGGCUUUAGCCUGGUGACCAGCACAGGAGUUGUCAAUGCGGGAUCGAGUGUUGUAGCAGCAGCAGCAACAGUUUCGGUGGGAAAUCAACUGCAGAUGCAACAGCAGCAGCAGCAACCCCAACCACAGCAGCAGCAACAGCAGCCUCAGAUCCAACAGCAGCAGCAGCCAGCACAGACACCGAAACAGCAACCGAACACUGUGUCCCGUGUGCAGACGAUCCAACUGACGCCACAGAUGCAGCAGGUCUUCAAGCAGGUGCAGAUGCAGAUACAGUUCCUCACCUUUAAGCUGCAGAACAAGUCCUUUCUGCCCACGAUGCACCUCACGCAGGAGAUGGACACGGCCACGAUAGCCGCGUACAACAAGCCAAUGAGCGAUGCGGAAAUCAAUCUGGCACUGCAGCGACUCUUUGCGGAUCAGCAUCGCAUUCUGUCCUCCGGCAAGGAGGUGCCCACACCCGAAGUAAUGCUCCCGACAGCCAAUGGAAGCUUUAGUCUGAUUCCACAGGCAGUGCAGCAGCAGCAGCAGCAACAGCAGCAACAACAGUUGCAGCAGCAGGCAGCCGCUGAGCCCCUGAAGACGGGGCCCUCCCUCACGAUUCCGGCCAAUGUGGUGCAACCGAAUAACCACUCGUCCACCGCAACCACCACAACAGGAGCAGCAGGAGGAGGAUCAGUGGCAGCUGUGCAGCAGCAGCAGCAGCCACAACAGAAUAUUACCCAACGCAUUCACAUUUAUCCGAUGCAGCACCAACAGCAGCAGCAGGCCAACAAGCAGAAGCAACAGCAACAACAGGCGCAGCUAAAGGCAGCAGCCACGAACAGCAGCAUGCCGCAGCAAGUGGCACAACAGCAGGAGCAGCAGCAACCUCCUCAAUCUCUGCAGCUGAAGCUGAAGGAGUCCCCCGUCAUUCGCAACAAAGUGAUUAACAAUGCGUCCACUCAACAGCAACAGCAGCAGCAGCAGCAUCCACCAAAUGGAGCCAUCAAUAUGCUGCCACAGAAAAGCAUCAGCAUGUUGCCACAGCAGCAGCAGCAGCCGACGCUUAUAAAGAGUGGUCCGCCGCCGCUGAUCUUUGCAAGCGCCACAAAUCUGUUGGCCAGCAGCAGCAACAGCAGCAGCAAUAACAACAGUAGCAGCAGCAACAGCAAUAGCAACAUGAUGCAGCAUGUGACAAAUAUGCUGCCAAUGCCACCAUUGCAGCCACAGCAGCAGCCACAGCAGCAGCCGCAGCAACAGCCACAGCAGCAGCCGCAGCAACAGCCACUGCAGGUGCCUCAAUUGCAGCCACAACAGCAGCCGCUUCAACCACUACCACAGCUCCUCCAGCAGCCGCAGCAGCCACCACAACCAGCGGCUCCUCCAAUUCCAGUCCUGCCACCACCACCACAACCUGUGGCAGCAACAGUUGUGCCACCAGUGGGUGUGGGUGUGGGCAUGGGAGUGCCAGGAAUUGGAAAUCUGAUGCCCACUCUGCCGACACCCGUGCUGCCCAGCCUGCCCCUGUUCAUGCCACCAAAACUGGAUGAGCUGCCGCCGCUGAAGCCGAAAAUUGCACGCCUCUCCUUGUUCGUGCGCCAACUGGAGGUGGAUCAGGAGAGCUGCCUGAAGCCGGACUAUGUGAAGCCAUUCCGCACCAAAGAUGAGGCUGUGAAGCGAUUGAUUAGAUAUCACUGCAUGCACGAGAAUGAUAUGGAGCUGCCCUCCGACGAGGAGGAGGAGUUUGAGGCCACUGCUCUGGGUUUCCAGGAUAAGUUUCGUCAAUUGAAUGGAAAGUUCCAGGAGAUCCUCAUGCAGGAGUCAACUCUGCCACAUCGCACCUCAGAGUUUCUGCAAAUGCAACAGCUGAUGAUCGAUGAUCUCAAGGGGGAAAUCAAUGAUAUACGCACCGCGGAAAAGGAACUAGAGCAGCAGCUGAAGGAUGAGCAGAACACCGAGAGAUUGGCCACGUCACAGAUAAAAGAGGAGAUCAAACAGGAGCCACAAAACGAGUCAACUGCAGUGGUGGAUACCUUUGAUAUGCUCAAGAACAGCGCCGAUGUGAACAAGGCAUUCAGCAAGUCGCAGUCGCAAGUGCAAUCCCAUCCACAGUCCACUGCAGCAGCAGCAGCGUCAGCAACUGUAAAGCAGGAGGCCUUGGAGGAGGAGCAUCCCACAACCAAUGGCGAGGUGAAGAGAGAGAACCAGAUCAAGGAUUCCACUAGCAGAUUUAUCAAAAAGGAUUACGGACACUUUGAUAUUGAGUCGGAGCUGCAGACCAGCUUCAUUCUGAAGAAGAUCGAAGCCAAGUCAAGGACUAACCCAACGCCCUAUGGGGAGCAGCAGCAGCCACAGACACAACAGCAGCAACAACAGCAGUCGCUUCAGCAACAGCAACAUAUCAAAGGCAAUGGCGUGGAUCACAAUGUGGAGCAGGAGGAUGGCUGGUAUUGCCUGCAAAAUGAACUCAAUCUGAUGAACAGCGAUGGAUUGCCGCAACAGCAGCAGUCGCAGAUGAAUGGCGGACAGCAGCAGCAUUGUCGCCAGCAGCAGCAGCAGCAGCAGCAGCAACAUUUCCUGGACACCUCCAAUGGCAGCGGAAUGAUGAACAACAGCAGCAAUCAAAUGGGUGAUCUAUUCCCGAACGGUUGCAUCGACAAGAGCAACCAGAGCUCGACUAGCAGCAGCAACAGCAGUACCUGCGGCAGCGAAAACAAUGCGCCCAGCGUCAGCGUUGGUCCCAGCAAGCACAAUUCGAGCAUUGGUAACUCCUCGUGCAGCGGACAACGGCAGCAGCCAGCGGCCAUGGAUGCAGCAGAACAGAACCAGCACCCGGCCAUCAGUGAGUUCUUCAGCAGCGAUUCGGAUGUGCAGAAGUCGGUGGAGACGCGCUUGGAGGCAAUGUUCGGCGAGUCGCCGGUGCAUUUGGAUGUGAAGAACAGCAGCGAUGACCACGACAUUGAGUCAAAUCUGGACGAGAUCUUUGGCGAUUCGAAAUCCCCAGAGGUCAAGAGUAAACUGAACAUGUGGGUGCCCGAUGCCAGCUUCAUGCAGCAGCAGCAGCCGCAGCCGCAGACCCAACAGCAGUAUGCAGGACCACAGCAGCAGCAGCAACCAGCACAGCAGCAACAGCAUCACAUUGAACUGAAUUGCAACAAUAAUCCGAGGUGGAUGCAGAGCAUGGAGGCCCACUACAGCGACUUUAUGUCCAGCACAAGCACCAGCAAUGGCGAUGGCCCCAGCACACAGGGUGGACUGCUGGUGAAUGGUGGAGAGUCGCGCAAGCGGCACUGGGACAGCCAGAUGAUGGGCUCCAGCAGCGAACUGGAGGAUGACAACAGCAGCAAGCGACUGUGCACGGGCUCCUCCUCGUCCUCGUCGCCCAUGUCCUCGCAGCAACAGCAGCAGCUGGUGGUGGCGCCGCAUGGCCUGUUGGAUCCGGAGAUGCUGCUGCACGAUGGCAUGGGCGUGGAGCCGGCCAACGGGCCCGCGGGAUUCUCUCAGAUGCUGCACCAGCAGCAGCAGCCGCAGCAACAGCAGCAGCAGCAGCAGGCACCACACAACUUUGCCAAUCAUCAGGCCUACGCCAGCAUGAUGAGCACUCAGCAGCAACAGCAACAUUACCAGCACAACAUGCAACAGCAACUGCAGCAGCAACAACAGCAGCAGCAUCCACAGCAGAUGCACGUCAACCAUUUGGGCGGACAGCCUGUGGUGACGGGGGAGUACGACGAUGACAUUAGCCGGCAUGUGGCCAGUGCCAUUGACAGCAUACUGAACCUGCAGAACAGCGCCGACUCGCUGCAGUUCUCGCUGGGCUCGAUCCUCGGCGACAGCAUGCUGGAGGAUCAGCGGCAGGGAGCGCAGGCGAAUCUGCCGAGCUGCCAGCAGGAGCAGCUGCAGCUGGCACACCAGCGUCGCCGACAGCUGGGCGAGGAGAUGAACGACUGCCUGAUCAGCGGCGGAGGAUCUGCGUCCAAUGCCGUGGCGGAUAACAGCAGCAACAUCCUGCUGGAGCACCACCAUCAGCACCAGCUGCAGAUGCAGAGCCACACCGUUGGACAGGCGCCGCACCUGCAGCACCAGCACCAUCAGAGCAUCGGACAGGCACCUUCCCAGCACUUGGUGGGGCAGCUGAAUGACUUUAGCUGUGUGGCCGCCGGCCUCGACGAUCCCGUCAAGUCGAUAAUGACCUCUUGACUUGGACUCACAUCCACAGCCAGCGGAGGAGCAGUAGGAGUAGGAGCAGCGGCCACAACAUCGGCAGCGGAACUGGCCAACAGCCUGAUUCUCGAGUUCAAUGCCACCACCUUGUGAGCGUGGGCUGACAGCGACUUAAUGAUUGUAUAGAAAAACCCAUCCCAAAAUACCCCCCAAUCCCCCUCCAAUUUUUACAACCAAUUUUAAAUUUGUUUUCGGGUUUUAUCCGCUUUUUAUUUUAGAGCCUAAGUUUUUUAAAUUGUAGCCUAAAUUAUUUAUACUUAUUCUGUUUGUAUUGUUUAGUCCAAUAUUCUGUACAAAUUCUGAACCAUUUGCUGAUUUAUUGGUUACUUAAAGAAACGAUAGAAAGAAGAAGGAACGAAUAGAUGGGAGAAAUGGAGUCCCCCUCCCAUAUACAAGGCCCAGAGAGAAAGAUAGAAAAGAGAAGCAAAGAAGGCAAUUGACGCGGUGAAUUGAAAUGCAAACUAAACGACGAAUAGCAUCCAAUGCUCUCACGGAACAACAACCCUAAUAUAAUAAAUUAUAUAGUUACACUAGACAAUUUAUAUUCAAAAUAAAACCAAGAGAAAUGGGAAAGGCGAAAGAAUACGGAAAGGAUGCACGCAAAGAAAAGAAACGAAGAGAAAAGAGAAACUGAAUUGGUUGUACAAUUAAUUCCGUAAUUAAGUUAAACGUGAAACAAUUCUGUGGAACAAUUGAAAUCGAAAAUGAAGUCGCCAAUGCAGUGUGUUCAUAUAUCAGAGACAGAGGAGCAAUCAAUCAGAAUCAAUCAACCACUCCAGAUAAAACCUUCCCUUGCGUUACGAGUAUUACUAAAGAGAUUGUGUAUAUAGUUUCAGCAGUUUCAGGAAUAUAUGUUUAUAGGAAUUUUAACAGGAGAAUGCAGGAUACGUAAAGCGCUUUCCAUAUGACUGCUUCUGAUAUUACCACUUAAAAACAAACAAAACCUAUGGACGGUGUGUGCUCAAGUUGAAUGAAAUGAAAAGUAGAAAGGAGAAGGAUUAAGAGUAGGAGCAGAAGCAGAAGGAGUAUAAAUUUCGGCAAUGCUAUGGAAAGAUCUUAGGGAUACAGCAGCUCUGGCAAACUACGAAGCAAACCAAAAGCAGUUCAAAAAUCACAAUUUUAGCCAAUUUAGUUUAAACAUUUAUAAAUUAUUGAAUCUAUAAUGUAAUAAUACUAUCUUUCUACACCUCAAUGGAACGAUGAUGGAUCGAUGAUCGAUUAGACGAGCGUAUAGAGAGAGGAGAGGAACAAACAAAAUGGAAAUUUAACGAAUCGUAUCAAUUGUAUCUUGAUCUUGCGACAAAUCUGAAUUGUGAUUUGUGCCACGUUUUAAAUAUAGAUGUCUGAUUAGCUUGUAAAACAUUAAUAAUAACUACAAUUAAAAGUCUUAAACACAGUAAGCAACUACGAAGUUUAUCCAAAAAAAAAAAAACAAAACAAGAAAAACAAAAACAAAAACGAAUCAAUGAAAGAGCAAAGCAAUUGUAAAUGUUUCAAAGCAAUUACAAUACUAACUACUACUUUAAUACCACCACUAAAAACAAAAAACAAAACAAAAACCUACUACGAUACGUACUUCCAGACGGACGGAGUGGAAUGGAAGGGAAGGAAUGAAAUGGAAUGGAACGGAAUGCUUGUAUUACGUAUAGUCAGUAAGGGAACUACUUUCAAGAGGUAUCAUUAAUCUAAGAUGUGCUUCACUAUUCGGGCCUCCAUGACCCAACCCCCUGGUUCACAUCCCUUAUAUCCAUCAAAUGCCCCUUAUGUGUUACUUCAACUGGAACUUCCACCACUUUCUAGUUAUUAUUCAAAGACAAAUAACUUUCGUGU